Octopus sinensis (East Asian common octopus) is the source of this 1080-nucleotide messenger RNA. RefSeq lists its product as uncharacterized. Bases 1 to 1080 code for a protein of 359 amino acids. The transcript has a single exon. Gene Ontology annotation, molecular function: catalytic activity. The record is from RefSeq and is a predicted model, not a curated record. NCBI's taxonomy places the organism in Eukaryota, Metazoa, Mollusca, Cephalopoda, Octopoda, Octopodidae.
AUGGUCGUUGGGGACCUGAAUGCCAAGCACCAAGAGCUCGGUUUCAGGGUAACCAACGCGCAUGGUUUGGCUCUAAAGACGCUGGUUGAAGACCUCGGGUUGGAAAUCAGAUCUUCAAGCGAGCCAAAUCACAUCGAUUCGCGGGGAGGACAAGACUGGCUAGGCCUUGCUCUGGUCAGCCCCGGGAUGCUAAAUUGGGUUAGUAACACAAUCUUAUUGCCUGAUAUUGGGAGCGACCAUCUGCCUCUAUUGCACGAACUCCGUGAGCCAGUUCCUCAAAGGGCCCCAGGAUACUUUGACCUCCGGUCCGGUUCCUGGGCCAACCUGGAGAGGUUCAUGGCCAGCAGGUUGCCCUCACUCCUGGUGGGGAAUACCUGCGCCAACAUACGAGAGUUGGAGGCGUUAGAUAAUGGAAUCAAUGCUGCCCUGUCUGAUUAUAUGCGAGAUAAUUUCAAACAGAACCCAGUACAGGGCCAGGCACAUUCCACGCUCCCGUACCGGGUGCUAAAUAAAAUUAGAUUCAAGCGCCGGCUGUCCAGACUGCGGGACAAAUGCGUCUACCAGGAGAACCGUGUCUGGUUUCGCGGCUGGAUCAGCCGGCUUCAGAGGGAGAUCCGGAGGGAAAUCCGUGAACACGAAAGUUCACGGUGGGAGCGGGCCUGCCAAAGAGUGGACCCGCGCUUUCCGGACUUCUGGAAACAACUGAAGAGCCUGUCGGGGAGAGGGGAGGCAAAGUCAGUGCGCCUUAAGCGCUCUGAUGGAACCCUCGCCUCGGACCCGGUUGAGGUGGCUGAUAUAUUUUCAGCCCACCUCAACAACAUCUCGGGAACUGACGGAAGUCAGUUCGUAGAGACGUCGUCUUUUGUUACUAUCCAGGAGGUAUUGUCUUGGGACAAGCGCUGCCAGCUGGACAUAUCAAGGGUCGAUGCAGGCGAAGUUUCCGAAAGGGAGAUCCUGGCAGCGAUCUCCCGAAGUAAGAACACCGCGGCGGGGCUAGAUCGGAUCCCUAUGUCCAUCUUCAAAAAGGCCCCGCCGUUGUUGAUCACGGCCUUACAGGUUUUGUUUAGCGACUUGGGAUGA